This is a messenger RNA of Ochlerotatus camptorhynchus, 1459 nucleotides long. RefSeq lists its product as uncharacterized. The coding region runs from base 11 to 1348 and encodes 445 amino acids. The transcript is spliced from 2 exons. The record is from RefSeq and is a predicted model, not a curated record. Lineage: Eukaryota; Metazoa; Arthropoda; Insecta; Diptera; Culicidae.
UCCAAGCAACAUGCAAUCGUCGCAAGUCUUGCUGUUGCUGCUGCACGUAAUCGCCUUCCACGUAUCACAGGGAUCGUUCAGCCGAUUCCCGGUACCACCCGGCGGCGACAAUCGGCGCUUCUCCACUCAACUGUUCCAGAUGAUCGACUUCUACAAGCAGCCGGAUCCGGUGGGCCUUCCGGUGGGAUCGAUUCCAGAUCCACUGCCGAUUCCCGCCUUCCGGCAGUCGAUCGCAUUCACCUCUAUGGAAAUGCGCAAUCUGAUGACGUACGGUCUGUCUCGCUUGAGGGUGCGUCUCUUCCAAGCCGAGCUCAGUUCCAUGACACUGCGGCUGGAAGUGACCAUGGACGAGUUGCUGGUCAACGGCAGCUAUGCGGUCAGUAUGGGAUCCAGUGGACCAUUUAGUAUGGUGAUGAGGAAUGUACGUACGGAAGGGAAUGUGUCGCUUGGGGUGGAUCGCGAGGGAACGCUCCGGACGAGGGACAUAGAGCUGGACUUUGGAUUCGAAGGUAUGGCGAUGGAUUUCCAGAACCUGGGUUGGUUCGGCCGGGUGUUUCAGGGCUUGGUCAACUCCGCUCCGAACAUGGUGUUCGAUAUGGUGAAACCAUACAUGCUGAAGGAAGUCUACACAAAGCUUCAAGACGAAAUCGAUUCUCACAUUGAGCUGCAGGUUCAGGAGCGUGGCAUAGUGCUGGCAAAUUCAGUGUCUCCACUGGAUUUGGCGAUAGCGGAGGCGAGGUUCCUUAUGAGAAGGAAGGGAUUUGAUCCUUACCUGGUACCGGACUACGGGAAUUCGUUGAGCAUUUUCGGUCUGCAAUUGACCGGCACCAGGUUGCGUGGGUUAUCCAGUUUUUACCGCAGUGGAGAGCUGGAGAUUUCCGUGAAAAACAAUACCAUGGACUGCGUGGUCCAAGUAGGCACGGGAAGGAUCGAGGGGUCCACACGGUGGCAGCUGUCGGUGCUGCGAGGCUUAGUAACGCAAUCAGGAUCAGUUUACUUUGCUAUCGAAUCCGUGGGGGUAUCUAUCAAAGUAGCUCAACCGCUGGAUCUUCGCCAGAAGCCUACUUUGUUGAACUUGCAACUGGAGCUGGGAAACAUUCAAAUUUCCAGCUCCGGGGCCGGCUCGUUGGAUUACCUGGUGGAAGCCGGGGUUAAUAUUCUGCCUAAUUUGCUGCGCUACCUACUGGUGGGUGCCAUCGAGGGUCCCCUGAAGGCACGGAUUCGCGAAAAGCUGGAUUGUAUCAACGUGGAGCAGUACGUCAAACGGCACGUGGUGGACUUCGAGCGGAGUGGCACGAACAUGCUGAUUGAUUGGAGGCUGUGCGAAAGGAAAAUACCGGAUAAAUAAACUAAUCGCGAUUUCGGGGGAGAACAUUGUCUUUGGAUUUUCUCCGUCAUGGUUCAUUCGAGCUUAUUUGGUGGCAUUGUCCGCCAUCGCCGUUGGCGUUGGGUGCUUUAA